This is a messenger RNA of Ambispora gerdemannii, 1581 nucleotides long. The record is from the annotation of a GenBank genome assembly. NCBI's taxonomy places the organism in Eukaryota, Fungi, Glomeromycota, Glomeromycetes, Archaeosporales, Ambisporaceae.
AUGACAAAUAAUAAAAAUAAUAAGGCCAUUCAUAGCACACAUGGUAAUGAAAGAUAUAAAAUACUGCCAACAAUUGUCUCGCCCACGCCAAUUUUGAACCGGGGGUAUGAACCAAACACAAAUAUUUUUGAUUUCACUAUAGAAAAAGUUACUUUGGCUCCAGAUGGGUUUACUCGUCAAUUAUCAACCGUUAAUGGACAAUAUCCUGGACCAACCAUAGAAGUUAACAAAGGAGAUCGUAUUGUGAUGAAAGUUAAUAAUAAAUUGGGAGAACCAACAGCUAUUCAUGCGCAUGGGAUGCUUCAAAGAGGGACUCCUUGGUUCGAUGGAGUACCAUGGAUGGCUCAAUGCGUUAUACCAGACGAUUACGAAUUCACCUACAAUUUCACUGUUUCCGACCAAGUUGGCACUCAUUGGUAUCAUGCGCAUGAAACGAUGCAAUAUGUUGAUGGAGCUUUUGGCGCGUUAAUUAUUCACGAUCCUGAUGAUCCGUAUAAAGCGGAAUAUGAUGAGGAAAUUAUUGUCAUGUUGAAUGAUUAUCAUCAUACCAAUGCACAAGUUUUAUUAAAACAAUUCUUAACUCCUGAAAGUAAAGGAGUAGAGGUAAGAAAGAUUGAUAUAAGUACAAAGGCCCCGCCGGGUUCUAAAUGUGUGGACAAUGCCGGUCUUGCUAAAUUUGAAUUUGUUCAAAAUAAAAAAUAUCGCCUUCGUAUCAUUAAUACUAGCGCAUUUUCGGCAUUCUUCUUUUCUAUUGAUAAACAUGAAAUGGAAGUUAUAGAAGCAGACGGUGAAUAUACUAAGCGAAAUACGAUCCAUCGUCUUCCCAUCAAUGUCGCCCAAAGAUAUUCUGUUAUUGUUACUGCAAACCAACCGGUCGAUAAUUAUAUAAUGCGUUCUGAAUUUCAAAAGAAAUGCAUGCCAGAUGCUGCAGCUAGUCUUCCUACUAUUAAAGCUAUAGUACAUUAUGAAGGAGCCCCCGAUGGUCCUGAACCAAAAGACAAUCCAUGGUCUGAUUCCUUGACAGAAUGCGUUGAUCUAGAUCACAAGACUUUACAACCACUUAAAGAAGAAAAGAUUCCCGAACCAACGAAAAAAUUGGAACUCAAAAUUGCUUUUCAUAAGAAUACAACAGGAGUUGUUAAAGCUUUCCUUAAUGAAUCUUCUUAUAUACCCGAUAUAAAUUUUCCGAGUUUAGAUAAAAUCUUUAAAGGACAACCAAUUAACGAAACUAGUGCAAAUGCCUAUGUUUUUAAUAAAGAUGGAGAAGUAGUUGAUAUUUAUUUCGUCAAUACUGACGAUGGCGACCAUCCGUUUCACAUUCAUGGAUACCAAUUUUGGGUACUUGGAACCGGAGAUGGAGAUAAAGUUGAUGAAAAUAAUUUGAAUACACAUAAUCCAAUCAAGCGUGAUACUACAACAGUACCUGCCUCAGGAUGGAUUGCCAUCAGAUUUGUUUCCGACAAUCCUGGAUGGCAUUUGGAAUCUGGUCUUUUGAUGCAGUUGAUCACACUUCCAGAUGAAAUCUUAAAAAUGCAUCCUCCGAAAGAAUGGACCAAAUUAUGUGAAUUAGGUGAACGUUAG